Prunus armeniaca (apricot) is the source of this 1059-nucleotide messenger RNA. Lineage: Eukaryota; Viridiplantae; Streptophyta; Magnoliopsida; Rosales; Rosaceae. The record is from the annotation of a GenBank genome assembly.
AUGACCCUCUCUAAAAAUCUCAUCUCCCUCUUCCUCCUCCUCGUCCUCAUCCUCGUACGUGACAGCGGACUCGCACGUGCCAAUGCCAGUGCUUCAGUUCAGUCCCUGAACACUCACGAGCUCAUCAACCCGAAGCUGCCGCCGCGCGCCAUCUCCUCCUCAAAGAAGUUCGAGGGCUCCUCCGACCUCGUCCACCUCCGCUACCACAUGGGCCCCGUCCUCUCCUCCUCCCCCAUCAACAUCUACCUCAUCUGGUACGGCAAGUGGGCCCCAUCCCAGAAGCUCCUCAUCACCGACUUCAUCCAAUCCAUCUCCGCCGAUGCGCACUCCGCCGCCGCCCCUUCCGUCGCCGAGUGGUGGCGCACCGUCUCCCUCUACACCGAUCAGACCGGCGCCAACGUGUCCCGAAACGUCGUCGUCGCUGGCCAGUACUCCGACCUCCGUUACUCCCACGGGACCCACCUCACCCGCCUCUCCGUCCAGCAGGUCAUCGCCUCCGCCGUCAAAUCAGCCCCCUUCCCCGUCGACCACAAGCACGGCGUCUACCUCAUCCUCACCUCCGAGGACGUCACCGUUCAGGACUUUUGUCGAGCGGUUUGUGGGUUCCACUACUUCACCUUCCCCUCCAUGGUGGGCCACACUCUCCCCUACGCCUGGAUCGGAAACUCCGGCAAGCAGUGCCCGGAGGUCUGCGCCUACCCGUUUGCCCUCCCCGGGUACAUGGGCGGAGGUGGGCCGGGAUCUCUCUCGCCCCCGAACAGGGACGUGGGUGUGGACGGGAUGAUCAGUGUGAUCGGGCACGAGCUCGCCGAGCUGGCCUCGAACCCGCUGAUCAACGCCUGGUACGCCGGCGAAGACCCAACGGCGCCGACGGAGAUCGGAGACUUGUGCGAAGGAUUGUACGGUACUGGCGGCGGUGGCGGGUACAUUGGGCAGGUGAUGCGGGACAGGGAAGGCAGGACCUUCAAUGUGAAUGGAAGCAAAGGGAGGAAGUUUUUGUUGCAGUGGAUUUGGAGCCCUGUUCUCAAGGCCUGCGCUGGGCCUAAUGCUUUAGACUAA